AGCCACGCUAGCUUUUGUACAUAAAAAAGUGAAAACCACAAGCCACAUUUAAGACAAUGCCAAACUCAUCAUAACCGUGCCGGCGACUCCUCACGACGUGUUCUCCUGGGCCCCACAAACACUUCUGCUCUCUCCUACAUAAAUCUCUCUAUGGACUAUGUUGUAAUAAUAUCUGUUUCCUCGUCAACUGAAAAUUAAGCAAAGCUAAAAUGAACCACACAACCAAACAAAUCUACUUAUUAUACGCCAUUGUUGUUUUCCUCAGCUGCUUUCAGUUGUCGCAGUGCCAGAGCGGCGCCGGAGACGGCGAUAUUUCCGGCCAGAUUGAUAAUCCGGCGGUGCUGCCGUAUCUUACGCAAGUCAUAUACGCGCGUCUAUCCAAUGCGACUUCUUCGGUUCUGACUUCCUCGGAGAUUAAUAGUAAAUUCAAGUUUUGCAUCAAAGAUCCGGAAGCUGAUUGGGAUAGAGCUUUUAACUUCUCUUCUAAUCUGGACUUUUUAACUUCUUGCAUUCAGAAAACUCAAGGAGAGGUAACAAAACGGUUGUGCACAGCAGCGGAUUUGAAGUUCUACUUCAAUCAUUUCUUUGAAUCGGGAAAUGUUGAUUAUUUGAAGCCUAACAAUAACUGCAAUUUAACCAAUUGGGGAGCUGGUUGCGAGCCAGGAUGGGCUGCGAGUGUUGGACCAGAUCGGGAUGUUGACUUGAGAGAUUCUAGAGAUAUGCCUACUAGAACAUCUGACCCUCAGCCUUGCUGUGAGGGCUUCUUCUGCCCUCGCGGCAUGACUUGCAUGAUCCCUUGCCCCUUGGGAUCCUAUUGCCCACUUGCGACUCUCAAUAAAGAUAACGGUGUAUGUCAACCGUACAAUUACCAACUUCCUCCUGCGCAGACAAAUCAUACUUGUGGCGGUGCAAACAUUUGGGCAGAUAUUCGUACGGGCAGAGACUUGUUCUGUUCAGGAGGAUCAUUUUGUCCAACAUCUACCCAAAAAAAUUCUUGCAGCAAAGGGCACUACUGUCGGAUGGGAUCUAAAUCAGAGAAGCGAUGUUUUAAAUUGACGUCCUGCGGACCCAACACAGAAAAUCAAAAUAUACAUGCAUAUGGAAUACUUUUAAUUGCUGCUUUAAGCACUCUUCUGCUAAUUAUGUACAACUGUUCUGACCAAGUUCUUACCACUCGAGAAAGGAGACUAGCUAAAUCUAGAGAAAGGGCAGCAAGAAGUGUACAUGAGAAAGUGAAGGCACGUGAAAGGUGGAAAUCUGCAAAAGAAGCUGCUAAAAAACAUACCAGUGGAUUACAAGCUCAAAUAUCUCGCAAAUUCUCUCGUAUAAAAAGCGUCAAGCAUCCUGAACAUUCUAGAAUUGAAGUGGACGAUGAUCAAUCACUAGUUCAGAACUAUACAACUGCAAGUGCCUCUCAGCAACAGGAUGCUAUUUUUGACGGAAAGAAAAUGAAUCCAAGUGAUAUAGUGAAGAUGAUUCAUGCAAUUGACGACGACCCCAAUAGUUUCAGUUUGGAGAGUGGAUACAGUGAUAUGAAAAAGAAAGUGCCUAAAGAAAAGCAAGUUCAAACUCAUAGCCAGAUAUUCAAUUAUGCUUAUUCUCAACUUGAAAAAGAGAAAGCUAUCCAGCAGCAAAACAAGAACAUGACCUUCUCAGGACUGAUUAACAUGGCUGCCAAUACAGAAACAAAAAAACGACCUAAAAUUGAGAUUUCUUUCAGGGAUUUAACUCUAACGUUGAAGGGGACAAGCAAACAAAUCUUGAGAUGUGUUACUGGGAAAAUCAUGCCUGGGCGCAUAACCGCUUUCAUGGGGCCAUCUGGUGCUGGAAAAACAACAUAUCUUUCUGCUUUGGCAGGAAAAGCUGUUGGAUGCACAAUCACUGGUUCAAUACACAUCAACGGUAAGUCGGCAUCAAUCCAUUCAUACAAGAAAAUUACUGGGUUUGUGCCGCAGGAUGAUGUUGUCCAUGGAAACUUGACAGUUGAAGAGAACAUAUGGUUCAGUGCAAGCUGCAGACUAUCUGCAGACUUGCCAAAGCCAGAUAAGGUUCUGAUUGUUGAAAGAGUAAUUGAGUCUCUGGGGUUGCAGGAAGUAAGGAAUUCUGUGGUUGGAACAGUAGAGAAGCGAGGCAUUUCUGGAGGCCAGAGGAAGCGAGUGAAUGUUGGGCUUGAAAUGGUGAUGGAACCUUCACUUUUAAUCCUAGAUGAACCUACGUCUGGUUUGGACAGUUCAUCAUCCCAGCUACUUCUCAGAGCACUUAGACGUGAAGCACUUGAAGGGGUGAACAUCUGUAUGGUUGUACACCAACCGAGCUACACCUUGUUUAAUAUGUUCGAUGAUUUGGUACUUCUAGCAAAAGGCGGUCUUACUGUCUAUCAUGGUCCAGUAAGAAAAGUCGAAGAAUAUUUCUCCAAGAUUGGAAUUGUUGUCCCAGAUCGUGUUAAUCCUCCAGACUACUUCAUUGAUGUUUUGGAAGGAAUAGUUAAACCAAAAUCAGGUGUGAGUUACAAGGAACUUCCUGUCAGAUGGAUGCUUCAUAAUGAUUAUCCAGUGCCUCCUGAUAUGCAGCAAACUUCUGUUGAACUUGCUAUGUCGACACCAGGCUCAGAUUUAGGUCAUCAAAUAGAUCUUGCACAUAAUAUUACAAUCGAACAUUCUUUUGCUGGGGAAAUGUGGCAGGACGUAAAGUAUAAUGUGGAGUUGCAGCGAGACAUACUACGACACAACCUCUUGAGAUCUAAAGACUUGUCUAAUCGGAAAACUCCAGGAAUUCUCCUUCAGUACAAAUACUUCCUUGGAAGGGUUGGUAAGCAGCGAUUACGGGAAGCUAGGAUACAAGCAAUAGAUUAUCUCAUAUUAUUACUUGCUGGAGCCUGCUUAGGAUCUGUUACUAAAUUCAGUGAUGAAACCUUUGGCGCUCCUGGUUAUACAUACACCAUCAUCGCUGUUUCUCUUCUAUGCAAAAUUGCGGCCCUGAGAUCAUUUGCGUUAGAUAAGUUGCAAUAUUCAAGAGAGAGUGCUGCUGGGAUCAGCAGCUUGGCUCAUUUUCUCUCAAAAGAUACAAUAGACCUUUUCAAUAUUGUAAUCAAGCCUGUGGUGUAUCUGUCAAUGUAUUAUUUCUUCAGCAACCCUAGAUCUUCCUUCGCAGAUAACUAUGUUGUAUUGCUCUGCCUUGUAUACUGUGUAACCGGUAUGGCAUAUAUCUUAGCCAUCUUCCUUGAGCCUGGACCGUCUCAGCUGCUCUCCGUACUUCUUCCUGUUGUCUUGACUCUCAUAUCCACUCAGAAUAGAGCUGGUGAAUUUGUUAAGAAAGUGGCGAACGUAUGCUACACAAAAUGGGCAUUGGAAGCAUUUGUAAUUGCAAAUGCAGAAAGGUACGAUGGAGUGUGGUUGAUAACUCGUUGUGGCGCACUGCAGCAAACUGGUUAUAAUCUUAACCACUGGGGUCUUCGUAUAUUCCUUCUCAUCCUUGCUGGUGUAAUUAGUAGGAUAAUAGCUUUCAUUGGUCUGGUCACCUUCAGAAAGAAAUGAUUCGAACUACCACCUUUAUGACCACAUAAAAAAUCAAGUACGGCCAUUGAAUUAGGAGCUUUGCAGCAAGUUACACGGCUAAUCAGUUGUAUCAAAUAGAAGAUUGCCAGAAAGUAUAUUUUGUACUUCUAAGAAUCGAUCAGGAGACUUUCCUAGGAUUGAUUAGGAGUUUGAAUAGUUAUUCAAUAUAUGUUACCAUUUAAUUGUAUAUUUAUUUAUCACACAUGUACAGGCACAUCUUAGAUUCUAGAGAACACUACCCUUGUACAUUACAGUAGCAUUUGGACUUCAAUUGUUAAGGAUUUUUAGACUUUUGUAUAAAAAGGUUUUGCUAGCUA
Molecule: messenger RNA, 3871 nt
Organism: Daucus carota subsp. sativus
Lineage: Eukaryota; Viridiplantae; Streptophyta; Magnoliopsida; Apiales; Apiaceae
Product: ABC transporter G family member 24
Exons: 14
Coding region: 210-3533 (1107 amino acids)
Biological process (GO): transmembrane transport
Cellular component (GO): membrane
Molecular function (GO): ATP hydrolysis activity; ATP binding; ABC-type transporter activity
Source: RefSeq, a predicted model, not a curated record